This is a messenger RNA of Paramecium tetraurelia, 711 nucleotides long. RefSeq lists its product as uncharacterized. The transcript has 4 exons. Lineage: Eukaryota; Ciliophora; Oligohymenophorea; Peniculida; Parameciidae. The record is from RefSeq and is a predicted model, not a curated record.
AUGACUAAUAUUUGGAAUAAAAAUGAAAUAAUCACUCCAAUAUCAGAGUACAAUUUGCUAUAUUAAUAUAACAAGCAUGUCAAUCAAGUCCAAAAUAUCAAAGAAUAACCAAUGAAUGUAGAGAAACCAUUCCACAAAAAGAAACUCAAAUCUUCAACAUCCAAAAAAUUACUCGAAAUCAAACAUCCUGAAAACACUGAGAAUAAAAUAUUGGUGCAAAAAAUCCUAACUAUCAACAAUCAACCUUCGUCUUAUGCUUUGAAUGAGGAUCUACCCAUUAAACCAUCAAAUUUAGGUUAGAAAAUAUUAGAAAUGAGAAAAUUAAUUGAAGAUAAUGAAGGAAUUGAAAAGAGGAUUAAGCAAACUAACAGUGUUAUCAACUUUGAUAAAAUAAAAUAAGAAUACAAGAAAAAUAAAUUAUAUUUAAAGAAUCUUACUGCGCAUUCUCGACGCAUUUACAAUUGCUUUGUUCCAAGAGUGCAAGUUCCAGUGGAGGUUAAAAAAAAGAAGAGAGUUACUGAAAAAAAAAUAGCACAACAAUAGCCAGAAGGGGAAACAGAUAAAAAACUUGUUUAAUAAUUAGAGGAACCCAAUGUGGCUGAUGUGUAGUAGAUGAAAAGCAAAUCAAACUUAGAUCAAGAUAAAUUGAUAUAUUAACUUAAUGAAUUGAAAUUAAAAGAAGACUGUUCAGAACAAUCAGAGGAUGAUUGA